This is a messenger RNA of Stegodyphus dumicola, 309 nucleotides long. RefSeq lists its product as uncharacterized. NCBI's taxonomy places the organism in Eukaryota, Metazoa, Arthropoda, Arachnida, Araneae, Eresidae. The record is from RefSeq and is a predicted model, not a curated record.
AUGGCGUUCAUGAUGCCUGUUGUCAAAAAUGACUACAAAAUCUAUCCUACUUGUCCCAGCCGUAGUGGACUGAGCACUCCACAAACCAGAGGAUCCAGCUUGUCCAGUUCUCCUGGAGCUGCCUCAGCGUCAUUCAUGAGUUCACCAAGAAGUUCCCAAACUCCAGCUUUUCCCAACACUCCAAAAUCCGGCUCAGAGACGUCGCUGCAUAAAUUCCACAGCAAACUUCUGGACAAACUGAGAAAGACCUUUCGUGGUAAAGAUGAUGAUGCCAACCAGAGCUCCAGUUCAACGGUCAUUAUACGAUGA